AUGACAAGCCCCGAACUCGAGGCGUUUGCGCGCGCCCUAUCACGCGUCCUGGGCUGGGCCUACUUCCUUGCUUGGUCCCUUUCCUUCUACCCCCAGCCCAUCUCCAACUAUGUGCGCAAAUCCACACUCGGCCUCGCCAUCGACUUUCCCACGCUCAACGUCCUGGGCUUUGCCUGCUACACCGUCUCCACCGCCUCGUUCCUCUAUUCCCCGACCAUCAAGACGCAGUAUGCCCAGCGCCACCCCGAUGCCCCGCAGACGACGGUGCGCUUCAAUGACUUUUUGUUUGCCGCCCACGGCGCCGUCAUGUGUGUGAUUAUAUACAGCCAGUUCUUCGAGAGCAUCUGGGGCUUUGAAGUCGGGCGGCGGCAGCGCGUCAGUCGCGCCAUCUUGGGCGUGUGGUGGGCAUGCGUCGUUGCCGUCUUGGGCGUCGUGGUGCUGGUCCGGGUCCAGGGCGUGCAUGGCGGGUACAGCGCCGAGGGGUGGGCGUGGAUCGACGUGAUCUACACGCUCGGCUACGUCAAGCUGCUCACGGUAAUCCUCAAAUACAUUCCCCAAGCCUGGGUCAAUUACAAGCGCAAAUCAACACAAGGCUGGAGCAUCUACCCCAUGCUGCUCGACUUUGCCGGCGGCUGGCUGUCGCUCGCCCAGCUGUGCAUCGACUCGGCGCUGGAAAACGACUGGAGCGGUGUUACGGGCAACCCUGUCAAAUUCGGUCUCGGUAACGUUACAAUCGUGUUCGACGUCAUCUUCAUGCUGCAGCACUACGUCUUGUAUCGGCAUACGAGUGAGAAGACGAUGGACGAGGAUGAAGAGAGGGGUUUGUUGGAGUAAUAUUAUGUGUUGUAGAAUCAAUCAAUCAAUCCAACUUCAC
This is a messenger RNA of Exserohilum turcica Et28A, 874 nucleotides long. RefSeq lists its product as uncharacterized. Gene Ontology annotation, biological process: L-cystine transport. The transcript has 3 exons. The record is from RefSeq and is a predicted model, not a curated record. Gene Ontology annotation, molecular function: L-cystine transmembrane transporter activity. Gene Ontology annotation, cellular component: vacuolar membrane; fungal-type vacuole. NCBI's taxonomy places the organism in Eukaryota, Fungi, Ascomycota, Dothideomycetes, Pleosporales, Pleosporaceae. Bases 1 to 834 code for a protein of 277 amino acids.